UCCUUCUUCCAUAGAUUACUCCAGUGGGUGGAUAUUCUCGAUCCGACAACACUCCUGGCGUCAGACAAAGAAAUAGAAAAUGCUCAAGCUCCACUACAGGACAGCCAGCGAAAUCUGAAGGAGCCGGUGAAAGAUGAACAGAUUAAAGAGACACGGCGGCUCAUGCUGUCUGCGGUUCAUCCGGACACCGGCCAUUUGAUACCGCUAGUUUUUCGACCUCAGGCAUUCAUGCCAAUUGCUACGCCUUUGGUGAUCGGUAUGCUCCUGCCUCACCGAGGGAUGAAACCAGCUUUAUUCUGGCAGUUCCUCUUUCAUUCUUACACCGCUGGCUUCAACUCGGUGAACCGAAAUAAAACCACCUCUAGAGAUGAAAAGGUUCCUUUAAAGCAAGUUCUACUCUUGGUUGGAUCAGUGACCUACACAACCUGUUUAGGGGUGUUUCCGCAAUUUGUGAUGUAUCGAUAUGGAUUAAAGAAUCCUGGAAUACAGAGUCUGUUCAGAAACAUUAUACCUGUGCCCGUGCUUGCAAUCGCAGGAGCUUUCAAUGCAGUAGCCGUUCGAGGUGUUGAAUUGGAGAAGGGGAUUGAAGUCACAGACAGAAAUGGGAAUGUGGUCGGAGUUUCUGAAGCGGCAGGAGCCAAGGCAGUGAAGGAUACAGCCAUUUCGAGAGCGGUGUUAAUCGGAACCACAGUAGCUGUGCCCAACAUGCUUGGCAGCUAUUUGCAAAGGAUGAAUUUCAUAAAGAGAGCCCCAUUCGCUCUGGCUCCCAUCAGACACAUAGCGACCGCGCUGGUAUUCGGACUGAUGGUGCCGGUUUCCUUCAGCCUGUUUCCUCGGAUUGGAAAGAUAUCCAGGAGCAGUCUUGAGCCGCUGAUCCAGUCGGCCACAACACAAGAUGAGCUGUAUUACCACAGAGGGCUGUGAAGGACAGUUGCUGACUCAGAUUGCAUCACAGAGACACAUAUGAUGAUUGCUUGUUGUGGUGCAGCGUACAGAGACAGUCCUUCAAAGAGUCAAUCUCUGUCUGCGAGCCUGAACAGGCAGUGUUGCCGGGUCUUCGACAAGCAGUGGAACGAGUUUGGUCCUGGCAUGUAUUGCAUUAAGAGUCACUGAGUGGAAAUCACGAGUGUGGAAACGCUGUAACAUAUCUUUCCCCUUAUCCACUCCCCAGCUACUGGCAAAUAUAUUUUCGUCACAUCAUCAGCCAACUACCUCACCAGCUUGGAAUUUCCCACAAAAUCAUGUUUUCCAUUUAGGGAAAGUGUUGUAUUGAUCCUGUUCAACUUGAUGCAGACUGUAAAGACUGCUAAAAUAUUGUAAAUUAACCCAUUGUAAUUGAGGAAUUGCACCUCAUCCAGUGGUAAUAAAUGCAACUAAGACACAAGUUUGCUUUCCUCUUAUUUAUUGUCAAAAUAGUUGAGAGAAACUAUCUCGGAUAUCUUGUCUACUGUUGUGGUUGUAAUACCUGAAUAUAUCUCUUAAACGAUUAUAUUAUAAUAUUAAAUAUAUUAAAGAGAGAGUGUGCGUC
Molecule: messenger RNA, 1528 nt
Organism: Callorhinchus milii (elephant shark)
Lineage: Eukaryota; Metazoa; Chordata; Chondrichthyes; Chimaeriformes; Callorhinchidae
Gene: sfxn4
Product: sideroflexin 4
Biological process (GO): mitochondrial transmembrane transport; monoatomic ion transport
Cellular component (GO): mitochondrial inner membrane
Molecular function (GO): monoatomic ion transmembrane transporter activity
Source: RefSeq, a predicted model, not a curated record